AUGGCGGACACAGAUCGGGCUCCCGACAAGGCGGAGGACAACCCUGAUUACCUGGCUAAGCUGGACAGGAUUUUCGACAACUUCUGGCGCAAGCUGGGAAGUAAGCAGCACCAGCAUGUCCGGAGCCUGCCAGGUGACUACUCGCAACGCAAACCAACCCCGGUCACACAGCAGAAGGCCGCAGUUGCGAGGCCCUGCCAAGUUCUAAAAUGGCGAGGCGGGAAACGCGCCGUGCAGAGAGGCGCAUAUACCCACCCGGGUAAACUACCAGAGGGUAAAAGCUCACCUCGGAGACACCCUCCAAAAUCAGCAACGGCAUUAGAGGUAGCAGUCUCCUCAUGGGGGCGCAACCUACAUAAUGACACCCACAUACCCAGGAAAGCGCAGCAACAUGCACCCACGGUGAAGGCUCAAACAUGGCCGGCGCCCAAGCAGCAGAGCCCGACGAAACUAUUUGCAAGACAGAGACAGGAACUGACUAAAAGCAAACCACAGCCCUGCACCAAACCUGACAAGCCAUGGAGAACCCUGUUCCAGACCACCGAAAAGCACAGCCUUUCACCUGGGACUCAAAACCCGACUACUCUUUGGUGA
Molecule: messenger RNA, 594 nt
Organism: Pelobates cultripes (western spadefoot toad)
Lineage: Eukaryota; Metazoa; Chordata; Amphibia; Anura; Pelobatidae
Source: the annotation of a GenBank genome assembly